AUGGUGAAGGCGUCCUCCACUUCCGUGCCUUCCGGCAGUCAACGCCUGGGUGGAGGUAAUCGUAGCAACAAGUCGGCUCGCCUCUCCACUGAGGCGCGGCUGGACAUGCGGGGCAGGUGUUCAGCCGGUCAAAAAGUUUUGGCCAGUCUGGUAAUUCGUUUGGCGCUGGCCGAAGUCUUCUGUCUGCAGUGUGGUGUCCUGGCCCUUGACGAGCCAACGACCAACCUUGAUCGAGAGAACAUCGAGUCGCUUGCCUACGCACUGACGGAGGGACUCUCGGAAAUUGAGAAAGUCCGUAUUGAAGAUCAAUUCCACUAA
Messenger RNA from Dibothriocephalus latus, 318 nucleotides. NCBI's taxonomy places the organism in Eukaryota, Metazoa, Platyhelminthes, Cestoda, Diphyllobothriidea, Diphyllobothriidae. The record is from the annotation of a GenBank genome assembly.